AUGUGGCCACCGCGCCACGUGUUGUUUAAACAGGCAAACGCACUGGACCUGUUCCGUGCGCGUUUCCGAUGGCUGCUUCUAGAGGACUCCUCGCUUCAGAGCUCCGAGCAAGCACUGCGGAGCCUGAAUGUGCUGCUAGACAGCGACGUAAUUGUCGGACGUCGAGUCUCCGAGACCAGAUUCAGCGUCAUGGAAGUGUACAAACGAGGACCUCACGAGGGUUUGACCCGAAGCGUAACGGGCGUCUGGCAGAGCGAAGUCCAGCACUUCGAGCCCACUUCGUCGCCUGUAGUGUCCGUUAGGAGAAUGAACACCCGGAAAUCGGUCCUCAAGGCCGUUAUGGUGGUGACCAAUAACGAUACAAUGAACCAUCUUACUAACACCAUAGACAAACACAUCGACACCAUAACAAAGGUGAACCAUAACCUAUUCCUUCAUGUAGUGGACAUGCUGAAUGCCAGCUUGGAUAUGAAGAUAGUGGACACCUGGGGCUACCCUGACAGCGCCGGCCAUUGGAGCGGCCUCUCUGGAUAUCUUCAGAGAUCUGAGGUCGACAUCGGAACAACAGGCAUGUUCGUCACCAAGGAGCGGCUCCCUUUCGUGCGGUACAUCGCUUCGACUUCAGUCACGAAGAACGCCUUCAUAUUUCGCCAGCCACCGCUCUCCUUCAUCAUGAACAUCUUCACUCUGCCCUUUAGUCGGUCCGUCUGGAUGGCCAGUGUAGCCUUCGUCGUUGUCGCGGGGUCUGCUCUGUACUUGACAGUCCAAUACGAGGAACGGAGCGACAGAGUGACCGGGAGUGACAUUACACUCCUCUCCCUGGGCGCCGUGUGUCAGCAAGGCACCACACUAGAGACGGGGGGCGUGCCCGCCAGAAUCGUCCUAUUCGUGCUCUUCAUAACCGUAAUCUUCAUGUACACGGCUUACUCCGCCUGCAUCGUGGCCCUCCUCCAGUCCUCCACGACCGGCAUUCGCACCUUGAAGGACCUGCUCGACAGUGGCCUUACCCUGGGGGUGGAAGACGCUGUCUACAAUCGGCACUAUUUUCCGGCCGCUACAGAUCCUGUUCGUCGCGCGAUCUACAAGAAAGUGACUCCUGACCGCUUCAUGGCUCUGGAGGAAGGGCUGAAGCGGGUGAGGAAGGGGCUAUAUGCCUUCCACGUGGAGCUGGGUCCUGGCUAUCAGGUGAUCUCGGAGACUUUCCUGGAGGAAGAGAAAUGUGGUCUGCAGACAAUUAACUUUCUGAUUGAGAUUGUGGAGCCAUGGGUUGGCGUCAGCAAGACAACUCCCUUCGUGGAAAUCCUGUCCAUCGCAUACCGCAAGGUCAGGGAAACUGGACUCCAACACCGAGAAAAUGCGCGGUUCAUCCAGGUGAAGCCAGAGUGUGUGAGCAGAGGUUCCAUGUUCGUGAGUGUCGGGCUGGUGGACUGCUAUCCGGCGCUGCUGGUGCUGGUCUGCGGGCUGCUGUGUUCAGGGGCCGUGCUACUGCUGGAGGUUAUGGAGCUGCGUGUUCGUGAGUGUCGGGCUGGUGGAGUGCUAUCGGGCGGCGUUGGUGCUGGACACUUCCGGUCUCUUGAAACUGUUGCAACCAUCGCUUGA
Cryptotermes secundus is the source of this 1599-nucleotide messenger RNA. RefSeq lists its product as uncharacterized. NCBI's taxonomy places the organism in Eukaryota, Metazoa, Arthropoda, Insecta, Blattodea, Kalotermitidae. The transcript is spliced from 8 exons. Gene Ontology annotation, cellular component: membrane. Gene Ontology annotation, molecular function: ligand-gated monoatomic ion channel activity. The record is from RefSeq and is a predicted model, not a curated record. Bases 1 to 1599 code for a protein of 532 amino acids.